AGAUGGUGCAGACGGUGCAGAGACAUCGCCUGGGUGUGCAGCCAAGUAUCGUUUAUCGUUUAACAUUCAGUGAACAACAAAGAUAAAAUAAUUAAUAUCUGUCUCGGAUCUCUCUUUAGGGUCGGUUGUUCCAACUUCUUGGUAAAUUUAUCUACCAGGUAAAUUUCCCAAGAAAUUGGAACAACCGACCCCUAAUCAGGCAGAAGCUGAAAUUGCUGAGAAUGGACAGAGAAAGCUGAUCUUCCCUUGGUGCCUAUUUGAUGCGCAGUUUGAUGAUCUGAGAUGUACAAAUUUACAUACGAAAUAUUGACACAAAGAUUUAACUACCAAAUAAGACAACAUCUUACAAAGCUCGUUCAUUGACUUUGUAUUGUAAUUUACGUAUUAUGAUAAGUGAACGAAACAUGGAAACUGAAGCAUAUAGAACGCCGAUACAGAAUUUCUAUGCCGGACAGUCGAUCUUCAUCACAGGGGGUAGCGGAUUUCUAGGGAAAGUCUUGAUUGAGAAACUCUUACGAAGUUGUGCCGAUAUUUCCACAAUAUAUUUAUUGAUACGAUCAAAGAAAGAUAAACACCCCGACAGUCGACUAGACGAAAUAUUUGAAGAACCUCUUUACGAUCGAGUAAAAGAGGAAGUACCCGAUUUUCGCCAAAAAGUCGUCCCUAUUAUAGGCGAUUUAAAUGUCGAAGACUUUGGAUUGUCAGCAAAUGACAAGAACAUGCUAAUAAAUGAAGUAUCGAUAAUUUUUCAUAUGGCAGCGAACGUACGUUUUAACGAAGAAAUCAAAGUUUCUGCAGCAGCAAACAUUGACGGUACUGCUAGUAUCUUAAAGCUAGCAAAACACAUGACAAAUUUAAAGUCAUUUAUUCACGUGUCAACCGUAUAUGCGAACUGCUUUGUGAACCAUAUUGAAGAACGAUUCUACUCAUACCCUAUUAAUCACAAAAAUCUUAUUAUGUUUACACGUAAUUUAUCUGAAAAUGUAAUCAAGAAAAAGAUAUCUAGAAUCAUGUCACAAUGGCCAAAUAUUUAUACAUUCACGAAAGCAAUUGCGGAAGGACUUCUUAGAUGUGAAAGCGGAAAUUUACCAGUCGGAAUAUUUCGGCCUGCAAUAGUUUUAUCUAGUGCCAGUGAGCCACUCGUUGGAUGGAUCGACAAUAUGUAUGGGCCACUUGGCAUUGCCGUAACUUCAUUACUUGGCUUAACAAGAUUUCAUCAUUGUGAUUGCAAUGUCAAGGCAAAUAUAGUGCCAGUCGAUUUCACUGCAAAUGCAUUAAUUGCUAGUGCUUGGGACGUCUUUAACCAAUCCAGGAGAGGCACAGAUAUGUUAAUUUAUAAUUUCGUAUCACCAAUUGAUGGGCCUACUUGGAAUGAAUAUACUCACACAUUUCUCGACAUAAACAAAACAUAUCCCUUGAGAAAUGCCAUAUAUAUACCCUUAAUGAUUCACUUACGACAUAAAGUAUCCUACAAAAUUUGUACUUGGCUUGGUCACUUUCUUCCAGCUUUAUUUAUGGAUAUUGCAAGCAUUUGUAUAAAUCGUAGUCCGAGUAUGUGGAAGUUGUAUACAAAAAUCGACAAAAUCACCGAAGCAACCGGAUAUUUUUGUAAUAAAGAGUGGACUUAUUCUACUGACAAUGUUCAUGCAAUGUGGAAUCGUCUCAAUGAAAAGGAUCAACAAUUAUUUAAGUUUAACAUGAUAGAAUUUAACUGGGCAAAAUAUUUUAUUGGUCAUUAUCAGGGUUUACGCCUCUACAUACUCAAGGAUGAUGAGAGUACUUUAGAAAUCAGCCGUAUUAAAUAUAAAAGAUUUUAUUGGAUACACCAAAUGAUAAAAGUUGUAUUUAUUUUUGCUGUCUUUUGGAUCAUCUUAAUUAUAUUUAAGAAAUUGUUUAUAUAAUGUUAACAUUAUGAUAUUUAUAAUCUUAUCAUUUUGUUUUACUUUUGCUUUAUGACACAUCUAAUACUUUAUCAUGUAUGCAUUCUCUUUUUUUCUGCAAUUGCAAUAAUUUAAUAAAAUAAUAAAAUAAUAAGUUAGCUAUU
This is a messenger RNA of Monomorium pharaonis (pharaoh ant), 2044 nucleotides long. RefSeq names its product fatty acyl-CoA reductase wat. The transcript has 13 exons. Lineage: Eukaryota; Metazoa; Arthropoda; Insecta; Hymenoptera; Formicidae. The record is from RefSeq and is a predicted model, not a curated record. The coding region runs from base 387 to 1901 and encodes 504 amino acids. Gene Ontology annotation, biological process: long-chain fatty-acyl-CoA metabolic process. Gene Ontology annotation, cellular component: peroxisome. Gene Ontology annotation, molecular function: alcohol-forming very long-chain fatty acyl-CoA reductase (NADP+) activity.